Molecule: messenger RNA, 2108 nt
Organism: Paraphaeosphaeria sporulosa
Lineage: Eukaryota; Fungi; Ascomycota; Dothideomycetes; Pleosporales; Didymosphaeriaceae
Exons: 1
Coding region: 437-2059 (540 amino acids)
Molecular function (GO): actin binding
Source: RefSeq, a predicted model, not a curated record
UGACACGCCGCCCAGACCGCGACAAGAUGCCCUCGAUACUGUCUGACGAAGACAAGCAGACGGUGAAGCGCACCGUGCCCAAGCAGAACAACAAGAUCUUCGCCGUCGCCGUCGCGAAGCUGUACGUCGCCUACCCGGACAAGCACACAUGGACCUACACGGGGCUGCAGGGCGCCGCCGUGCUGGCGAACGACCUGGUGGGCAACACCCUCUGGAUCAAGCUGGUGGACAUUUCGGUACGUGCACGCAGGCCACUGCAGGAAGAGACGCUGAUGUGAAGUAGCCGACGAGCCGCGGCGUCAUCUGGGACCAGGAGAUCUACGACACCUUUACCUACAACCAAGACCGCGUUUUCUUCCACACAUUUGAGCUCGAAGACUGCCUUGCCGGUCUCUCGUUUGCCGACGAGAAGGAGGCCAAGACGUUCAAGAAGAAGAUGGACGACCGCGAGAAGAACGCCCACAAGAACACCAAGAACAAGCCGUUCGGAGCGGCCGUGGGCACUGGAGGCGGAGCGCCGACAAACGGCCACAAAAGCCACGGUCUUCUGGGCGGCAUCUUUGGACACAGGCACUCGUCUCAUGCGCACCAACCGCAGUCUAUCAUCCCACCCACCGUCACGUCGCCCACCACCACGAGCCAGUCCAAUGUAAGCAGCGCGAGAAGCUCCGCCAUCGAUACGAGCGAUCCGUCGUGGCAACCGCUGCUGAAAGAGCUGCUGGCCAUGGGCAUCACCGAGGACCAGAUCGAGGAGAAUGCCGAUUUCAUCAAGCUGUACAUUGAGCAGCGCAAGGCGAAUGAAAAGGUUCAGGCGGAAGAAAAAGAGAAGAAGGCCCGGGCUCCUCCACCCCCUCCUCCGAGUGCGCCGCCAUCAAAGGUCUCUCUGAGCCCUCAGAAUACCGGCACGUCCUCAAAACGCGGUCCUGCGCCCGCACCGCCGCCAGCACGCAGGACGCGAACAGACGCCUCCAGUAUCAAUCGUGCUUCUUCUGGAAGUCCGGCGCCGCCCUCUCCUCCGCGACAAGCAACUCCUCCGCCACCGCCCGGCCCACCGCAACCCAAGUUCCGUGCGCCGCCUCCGUUUGCCGAUGCCGGCAAGCUUGCCAACGAGCCCCCGCCGCCGCCAGCGAGAGCCCGAGCUUCGUCCAAUGUCGCAAACCCAGGACCACUUCCUCCUCCACGACCCCCGAAGACGCCUGUGGAAGACGGCGACAAACCCUCAGCGCCGAGAUUUGGUGUGCCUCCGCCAUUCGCAGGCAAUCGCGUACCUUCGGGACCACCGCCGCCUCCCAAUCGAGGACCAGUUCCUCCACCCCCUCCAGCACGCGAUACUCCUGCCGGUGCUUCCGGUGCACCCCCUCCUCUACCACCGAAAACUGCUGCAGCACCAGUACCCCCUCCGCCGCGACCAGCCCACAAUGCUCCUCCACCGCUACCGCCUUCCGUGUCCCGUCCUGUCCCGGCAGCACCAACAAACGCAGCUCCACCACCCCCGCCUUUGCCAUCAUCCAGCGCACCUCCACUGCCACCUCCUCUCCCGCCAAUGAACAAUGCGCCGCCCCCGCCGCCGCUCCCACCAACGAACAACGCGCCGCCACCGCCACCACUCCCCCCUACGAACAAUAUACCUCCUCCGCCUCCAAUGCCCGGGAAAGCGCCGCCACCACCUUCGGGUGCCGCACCUCCGCCGCCGCCUCUCCCUCCUGGCUCUGGUCCGCCACCGCCGCCUCCGAUGCCGUCCGGCUCUGGUCCACCACCUCCACCGCCUAUGCCAGCUGGUGCUGGUCUACCGAAGGUUCCAGCUGAUCGAGGUGGUUUGUUGGCCGAUAUUCGCGGUGGUGCACGAUUGAAGAAGGUCUCGGAUCAAGAGAAACGAGACCGAAGUGCUGCUGCAGUUCCUGGGGCAGAGCCAUCCACAGGAGCAUCGGGUGGCAGUGGGCCUGCAACGCCGGGUCCUGAAGCUGGUGGUUUGGCUGGCGCAUUGGCAAGUGCGCUUGCAGCGAGGAAGGCCAAAGUUAGUCAUAGUGGUAAGUGCAUGAUUCUCUGUAACAGAUGCUGAUGCUAAUGGCUCGCAGACGAUGAAGAUGACAAAGACGAUUGGUGAAUGA